This is a messenger RNA of Dermacentor andersoni, 11923 nucleotides long. RefSeq names its product N-acetylated-alpha-linked acidic dipeptidase 2. NCBI's taxonomy places the organism in Eukaryota, Metazoa, Arthropoda, Arachnida, Ixodida, Ixodidae. Gene Ontology annotation, molecular function: carboxypeptidase activity. The record is from RefSeq and is a predicted model, not a curated record.
ACACACUAAGCGAUCGCGACAUCGCGUUACAGGUCUUCCGGCAGUGCGUGUUUCACGCGCCGUUCUCACGUUCCUCUUUGCUGGUUGCACGAAUCUAGCUAACUGCCGUCCUUCGUGCAUGACGAGCGUGCUUUUAUACACAUCAAACGACCCGAAGACAUCUCAGGCCUCGUAUUCAAUUAUGCGAGAAAUACGGCGCAUUGGUUGUGCGCUAUAGCUGUGCUCGUUGCCGGGGUGAAUAUGUUUACAUUUUGUUUGUAAAUUUCCGAUCGAUUCAUUCGACUUUUUUGUAACUUACGAACCACUUCAGUGAUAUAAAUAGAGCUUUCAGAUCUAAAGAAAGGAAGCUUCAUACCCUUGAGCGGAGAGCCUGACGUGCAGAAAGUCUAAACGCUUAUAACGCCGGUUUCGCCUCGGGGAAUAUAUGCAUAGGUGUAGGAAUAUACGUCCACGAGACCGCGCCGCAACGUAAUUACCGGCCAACCUGUCGACUGGGUUAAUGGAACGAGUUUUGCGCGGACGAUUAUGAAGUCGACGAGGAUAAAUGUCAGCGACGUGGUUUUGACGGAACUUCGUUUCGCUGCUAGCUGCUGCAGCGAGUGCAUGAUCAUAAAAUCGUAUCGCACAGGAACUGUUAGUUUCAUUCUCUCCUUACUUUUCUUGUACACUUUAUAAAUUAUUAAUCAUGUAUUAGUGCAAGCUUCUUAGUUAUCUUCUUUUGGCACCUAAUAUUUGCUCUUAACGAUGUGUUGUGCUUGCUUGCAUGUAUUAUUACGUUUAUAUGCACGUUUCUUGCCUGUGUCGUACUGUACGUAUAGGCAUGUUAAUUUGUUAAUUUUUCGCAUGAAGUUGAGCGUACCUUUUUUUUUUUGAUGAUACGUUGAAUGGUGACAUAAGACAUUGGCAAACCUAUGAGACGUUCACACCUAUAUAUAUACAGCUUAAUUGCUGUUUCGUUUAUUCGUUAAAAUACGUCUUUACGUACGCGCUUCAGUUUAUUGCGUACACCUCUACAAACUAUUCGCAGCAUAUAUUUGACCAUCGUCGACGCUAUAUUAUCUUACAGCGUAAAUUUUUAUCACAAACACUCUCAAUGUCUGUCAUUGCACGGCCCGCCCAAACCCAACUGAGAGGUAGGCACGCCCUUCGGGUUCCAAAGCUGGGCAGGAAAGCCAGCUUUACGACGUGCGCGCACGUCGAAAGCUUUGCGCUUGGAUUUUUAGUGCGGCCGCCGCCCCCGCAUGUCCAGGAAUUUUUCUGUUCGCCUUAAGCGGUCUCGAUUGGAAUCAUCUCUUUGGUUCCUUGUUGUCGUUGUAGGUGCGCUAGGCAGACUGUGAAACAGGCCGUUCACCCCUGCUGCAGAAAAGUAACACAGAGGUAACUACAACAGGCACAAUCUCUACACCCACUACCACCACAUUGCAUUGAACCCCCCACCACAAAAAUGAGUAGGAACGAAGCACUGAGGUACCACAUGGAUUCAGGCGGAAGCAGUGGUGACGAGGCAGACGGGGGUGUUGCCACAAUGGCAGACUACAUCAGGGGCAAGAAGACAUACACCAAGUGGGACGCAGACACCGACAACGUGGACAUGGACCUGUCGCCCGAGGCACCACACGUCCAGGUGGCCUCCAGCCCUGGCUGGUUCUCCGGAACAAAGGGACGAGUGCUUCGCGUGCUGAUAGUGGGAGUCAUCUUCCUGGUGGGGCUCAUGUGCGGCUACGUGGCACGCAAGAGCAUGCGUGAUCUUGGUCAGGCAGCGCAGUCAUCCUGCCCCAUGCCAGGGGGCAUCUACUCCUUCAAGGAACGCUUUGCAGAGCAGCUGCUUACCGGCGUUGACAAGAAAAACCUUGACAGCUGGUUGCGGGUGAUGAACGUGGACUACCACAUGGCUGGAACCGAGAGGGGACAGCAGCUGGCCAUGCGGAUUGAGCAGGCCUGGAAGCUUUACGGUGUGGACAACACACGCACCGAGGUCUUCAAGCCUCUGCUGUCUUUUCCGGACAAGGAACACCCAAAUGAGGUGCGAAUAAUGCGUGGCACCAACGUGCUGUUCAACACUUCUGAAAAGGGUGCCGAGGCAGCCAUGACAGUGAAGCCAUUUUCAGCCUAUUCACCUGCAGGAAUUGUCAAGGGCAAGCCUGUGUAUGCCCACUAUGGAACAGAAGCCGACUUUGCGCUACUCAGGAGCAAGAACAUCAACCUCAACAAUACCAUCGCCAUCAUCAGAUAUGGAAAAAUACACCGUGGUUACAAGGUGAAACUGGCCGAGGAGAAUGGUGUGGCAGGUGUCCUGCUCUACAGCGAUCCCUUCGACAGCCCCGCUGACCGGGCCAGCCCCUCGGGAGGAUUUCGACUGCAAGGGGACGGGGUGGAGCGCGGGAACCUCAAGAGCUACCCUGGCGACCCUGGAACCCCUUACCUUCCUGCUACAGACGAUGUCUACAUGCCUCCAAGGAGUGACCGCAAGUCUCUAGGCCUUCCCUCAAUUCCUGUGCAGCCAGUCAGCUAUAACGAUGCUCGCCAGUUGCUCAACAACAUGUCUGGCAGCAUGGCUCCGGUGGAAUGGCAGGGAAGGUUGAACAUCACGUACAACUUGGGCCCUGGCUACAGCACUGGAGACGACGUUCAGGUGGAGCUGGCGGUGCACAACAUCUUGCAGCGCUCCAACAUCCACAAUGUCAUUGGUGUCAUGAUGGGAAACUUCGAGCCAGGCAGAUAUAUUAUUGUGGGCUGUCAUCACGAUGCGUGGACCAGAGGUGCGGGUGACCCUGGCACAGGGAUGGCCGCCCUUAUGGAACUGGUCCGGCUCUUUGGAAGCCUCAGAAAAAACGGUUGGACUCCUGGCAGAACACUGGUGUUCGCUAGUUGGGACGCAGAAGAAUUUGGGAUGGUGGGCUCCAAUGAGUGGGUGCAGGCACAUGAACAGGAGCUCUACCACCGCACAGUGGCGUACAUCAACCUGGACCAGGCAGUCUCUGGGAACAGCUCUCUGUAUGCACUGGCUAGCCCCCUGCUGCGUCAGGCACUGAAGGAAGCCGCGGAGCUGGUGCCCUGCCACGAAGGUUCGCACUCCGAGAUGAGCGUCUACGACAUGUGGAAGAUGCGCAAGCCUCGCGUGCCCAACAACGCGCAUGCACCACCGCUCAUAAUGCCCCCUGCAUCAGGCUCAGAUUUCGCUUCCUUCCUGCUGAGCCUCGGAGUGGCUUCUGCACACCUACAGUUUGUGGGAAAAGAUCCGGCAUCGGACUACCCAGCGUACCACACGGCGUACGACACAUACGAAGUGGUGGUGAACCAGACAGAUCCAGGCCUGCGCUCGCUGUCCAGCCUGGUGCGGGUGGUCGGCGUGCUCCUGCUGAAACUGGUGGACUCGCUUCAGCUGCCCAUGCAUGCAGCCGACUACGCCGAACAGAUACGCCUCGACUAUGCAGUCUUCGAGAAGACCUACGCCCCGCUGCUCAAGGAUCACAACAUUGAUCUCGAGCCGCUGUCCAAGGCCCUGAUCCAGUUUGAGCAGGCCGCGCUGAAUUUCCACGACAACUAUGAGGAGAUGAAUAAAAACAACUUGCUGCUGGCUCUUCAGGAGUACAAUGAUCGACUGAUGCAACUGGAGAGGGCGUUCCUUCUCCCCGCGGCCUAUCCUCACCACCCACACUACAGGCACGUCAUCUACGGACCGGACGUGGACAGCGGCUACCGCAGCGUGCUGUUUCCACACCUGACGGCUGCCAUCGCAAACGCGCGGCAGGACAACCACUCUCCAAGCUGGAACCGCGUGCGGGAGUGCCUCUCGUACGUCGUGCAUGCCCUCCGGUCGGCCACCAACGUUCUCAGCAGUGCCGUCGUCAGCUGGCACGCUGCCGAGCUCUGAGCGGCUGCAGCGACGGUGGCCGCUGCCCAGUGCGCUCCCCCAUCAUUCACUGUACUGUCCACUUCAUCCCUCCUGGCAAUUGCUGUUCUCCAUCCAAGCACACUUAACAUCAUGUGUACAUUACAACUUGAAGAAUGUGCACAGACUGACCUGCAUUUGCAAGGUCAUGCACAUUCAGAGCCAAAGCUAUGUUUCAAACUCUUCCAUCCCCUGAACCGACUUCUACGCUGUAGAUUGGCAGUUCGGAGAUAUCAUUAACGUGCAGAUAGGACUAUAAAGAAGUGUCUUUAAAGCUUGGUUGCAUAGCUUUUAAAGAUACAUUGCCUUACUUUUUUGCUUGUGCAAUGACGUAAAAGAUUGAGGGAGAUAUGUUGCCGGAAAUUAUAUUAUGACACGCGUGUUGUAACAGAUUCAUUUACACCUUGCUACAAUUCCAUAACCCUUGUCGGUCCUCAACUCUUGCUCAGAGAUAAGUUAUUGCACUAGCUGAAGGGUUCCUUCCUCUGUUCAUCGGUGUUAAUUACACCAUGUUUCAUCCAGAUCUCACCCUUCUGGCCAGUCCAAUCAGUGCCACCAUAAAGGCAGCAGUGUCAUGGCCGUAUUCUAACAUACCAAAGUUAUAAUUUAUUCAUUGCCUGCAUUUAAAAAUGUUGUCGACGCCAUGAAUCACAUGCUUUGCGUAUUGCUUAUAUCCAAGCCAUCAACUCUAUAGAACAACAGUAGUUCAUUCCAGGCUCAUAAAGUGUUGCUUCUGAACUGUGUUAACUUAAGGGGAAAAAAAAUUAAGCCUAAGCUUCCCCUCUGUUGAAUUUCACACCCAAGGCACAGAGCUGGUAUGUCAAUGUGGCAUCUCACAUUUCAAAGCAUUCUCACAUAAUUGCACCGUUAUUGUGGGAAAAAAAAUGUUAUCAGAACUUGCUAAGUUGAACCUAUGGUUUGGUUAGAACGCAGUGCAAUGUUCCUUUGUCAGCAAAGAGUUUACUUUCUCCACAGCUCAUGCUGUCAACAUCCACAACACUGCAGGACGAAGGUGCGGUAACUUCAAGUUGGCAUUGCCACCUGUCUUUCAUUUCUGUGUCUCUUUCCUGGCUCAUCAUGCCUCUGCUCACAAUAUUAAUGACAUUACUUAUGCUUUGCUCAGAAUCGAUAUUACUGAUUUCCCACUAAUUAAGCUCAGCCUAACAUACCUCUUUAGAGUUGCUUUAAACCUUGCUUUUAUAACAAUCACUGAUAUGAGGUGAUAUCUUGAAUACGCCCUUGCCUGUUCCUCUCUCAUUGUGCGGCAUACUAGCUGUUCCGUACAGCCUACCAUGAAAGUGCUUGCUUGCUGUUGGUUUGCUCCUGUUUGUUUGAAUGUCCCAUAUGGAAGAUAGAUUACAACCUAAUUGCUUAAUGGUUAAGCGUAAAGCAUAAUGGAAGUGGCAGUACAUGUGGGUUAUCAAAAUAACCUAUGCACGUUGCCGUUGAAGUGUGCAGACACAUUAAUACUCUACUGUUUCAUGUGGGUGCAAAGCUUGCGUGUUGCUGAUCUUCCUUGUGCUUUUGAUUGGGUGCUCAUUUGAGCUAACUAUAGUCUAGAAGGCACCAUGGUGAUAUCCAGCAUGCUCUCGUUAGAAAGGUUUGUUACUGGCAAGAACGGGCACAGCAGUUCCAGUGACACGAGUUCUUUAGACCUUGCAGUUUCACUAAGAAGUUGUCAUUUCGUACAAAAGUUAUUCACAAAGCAGCUUGUGGCAUUGCUGAGAAGUCGCAGUUUGGCACGUUUUGUGGGUUGAGAUAUUUUGAAUGCAUUGUGGUCAGUCAGCCAUUUGUGAUUCAUUCGUUCAAAACGAAAGACUUCACGUGUUCAUGUGCACACACGCACAAGUUCUUUGUGAAGAAGAGAGCGAGCAAUUUUUUGCUGUUUUCGACACGAGACAGUAAAUUCCCUGCUGCAUGCAGUGGAACAAUAUUUGGCCCCCGUGUUCACAGGAGCCUCGUCUGCAAAUUGGCAGCGUUUUCUUACUGUGUUUAAAAAGUGUUUCAGAGCUGAAAAUACAUUUAAAGCAUGGCUGAACAUGGCUAUAGUAUAACUAAAGCUCCGUGGCUGAGGGUAUCAUUGUAAUGUAAUAUCAAUACAUCACUUAUCCAUAAGUACAGAGGGCUGGAAGGAAGACAGAAUGAAAAUUGGAAAAAAGUUCAUUUGACGAAGUUUUAAUCCUCUUUAGGUAGGCAACAAUCUGCAUUUACUCGGAGUAAUUUUCUGCUUACUGUAUACGAGAGAAAACUGAAGGAAUGCAUAAUACCCUUACAGAAAAAUGCCCUCCAGGACAGUGUAACAGAGUUAUGUUUAUAGUACCAUACAUCUUACAAGUAAAGCCAAAUGGUACGUGUUUUAGCAUCACUGUGCUUCCGAAGUUAGAACACUGGCAAAAUCUUUAUUGAAGAAAGUCAAGCAUGUUUUGAUUGUUAGUUUGGUGACAUAAACUCCUAAGUCAAAGGGUAAAAGAUGUGCAUACUCUUGUGUGCAUUCAUUUAGGCUACUGCAGCCUUCUGCAUCUCCUAUUUUUUCAAGGCUGUGUUAAGGUAAGGUUCUUUCUGAACAAAGAGCUUCUCCCUGAUCUUGCUGUUGUUUCCUGGUUACAAAAUGGACAUUGGCAGAAACAGGCAGCCACAAAUGAUCCUCUAAGGUGCCUUGCAUACAGAGUGGUCAACUGUUAGAGGAGUCAACACACAAGCACAGGGCAUGCGCAAAUUUCCUUUUGUGACACGUGCAGAAGCGUAUGUAUGUGGGCCAAACAUUUUCAUGUUCCCUUUAAGAAUUGACUGCCUGUACAACCACGAAACACCAACCAGUCCCGCAGAAAGUUCACUUAGGACAUUGCUUCUUGGGAAGUAAACCUGUCCUCUUAUGUUCCUCAUCGUUUUCUUCAAGUCAUUACGUUAGUUUUCAGUAGAGGGUGCUUGUCAAGUUGCCUGUCUUUUGAAAUAGCCCAUUUGUACCAACGACAUGUCUAAUGAAUAUAUUAUGAUGCGAGCCACAAUUUAGACUGCCUACCCGUUUGAUCUCUUGCAUGUGCAGCUGCUGGCAAAGUUGGAAAGUGAAACAAUUACGCAUCUCUAACAAGUACACUUUUUCUUUUAACAGAGUAGGGUCAACCUGCUGAAAAAAUUUUAAUAUAAUUUGCAGUUGUUCCUACCUACUACUGUGGUAGCUUGGAGCAUGAAGGCGUAUGUAAGCAGAAGCCAAUGAAGAGCGAUUGUUUCUUUGGCUUGUGGAGGUCUAUGUCAUGUCCUUUCUCUGGUAGAGCCCACAAGUUGGCUUUUGUGUGAAUUUUAAUCACAGCCUGAAAUGAACUGUUUGGUGAGUUGAUUGAUAAUAGUUUGUUUGAGCAAUACAAAGGAAAAGAUGCAAGUUGCACCUGCGCUAAUGUAAUGUAUGCAUAUAUUUUGUGUUUGUUCAUCUUCUUUUCUCAACCAUGAUUUUUAUGCACUGUUGUUUGUGAUAAUCGGGUUUACUGUGAUGUGAUCUCAAAAUAUGCAGUUCUGACUGUUUUGUCAUGUUUACAGCUUGAGGUUCCACACAUCUUUCUUUUUAAUGUGCUGACGAAUGUGUUUAGUCACAGUGAGAUUGGGAUCUCACAAAUUAGGAAACCGCAAUGUGGUUAAAUUUUUAUUUGUUCCAUACCUUCUCGUACAAAAGCCUAACCUUGUGUUUUAGGCGCCCUUAAUUGCUCUUGUACAGUGCACGCAUUUGUUGUUUGACAUUGUAUUCAGUGGAGAGUGUAUUGCUAUGACUGCAGCUAAUGUGCAUUCAUAAUGGUACAAGCAUUGUUCCGUGCUACAUAUGGGGGUGUGCAAAACUUUCGAAAAGUUUUGCUUUGACUUAGCUGAAAAGCAUCCAGCUCAUUGUAAAACACAUCUUGCUUUUCUUUUUUUCUUCUUUUCGUGCUUGUAAUCCGCAUCGUUUUUGGUAUCUUCUGGGAGUUGUGGUUCUUCGUUUUUAAUCGCUGUCAUCCUCCAACGAGUUAUGUCUGCCAACUGGGUAAGCGGUAUGAAUAGUAGAUAGCUAAAUAUUCACUCACUAGCUGUUGAGGGCAGCUUCCUAAGCUCGCAGCGUGGCAGCUAUUAGGUUCACUUCAUACCACGUCACCGACAUUCAGCAUCUGUUUUGAUUGCUUUGCACCAUGCUACCCUCCAUGGGGGUGUAGAAGCUUGCACAGUUACUGUUGCACGAAACCACUUUUCAUAAGAAUCAUGAGCACUUGGUGUAAGUCUGCCCUUUUUGCUCACCGCUCAUCUAUCUCUGUCCACUCCCUCUUUUUUUUCUUAGGUGAUUUCAAAUAGGUGCAUGUAGUGUAUAUACAUUUUCAGCAAUACCAUUAGAUAUUUUUGAUGCCUUCACCUGUUUCAUUGCUGCGUGGCCUAGCAAGCCAAGGGCACCGCAAUGGGAGGUCAUUUUCAGUGCAUGCUGAAUGUUUUCACCAGUUUCAUUCUCUCAGUGGCCUAAUUUCUUGCUGACAAUAUUUUAAUGUCACGUCGCCGUUGGGUGUAUAGGCUGCAUUGGACAGUAGAAACUUCGUGUUGUACACUUCUGUCACUUCUGCUAGGCUUCUGCUCCGUCUUGCUGGAUACUUCUGCUCUGAUGUGAAUGUGUACUGCUGAAAAUAGCCAGUUGGGGAACAAAGCAGAAACUCAUUGAUGAUGUUUGAAAAAAAAAAUAUUUGUGAUGUGUGAAAAUGGGGUAUUUAUGAUGUUCUCUGCUGUGAACAUGUGAACUGGGGGAUCGUAUGACCCCCACAUGUACCGGUGAGUUCCGUAUUGUACAUAACCUCCUUGUUGAGCACCUCCAGGAAAGAAAAAGGAACACGUACUCUCCAUUACGUGCAUGUAAACAGGAAAAUUGCACAAACUGGAGGUGCACCAUUAAGUUCUGUAAUGUACAUGUUGAACAUGUACAUGUUCAACAGGUACUGUAAUGUACAUCUUGAACCCUUUCAAAAAAAAAAUGAACAUGGACUAUCAUGUGUUUCCCUCCCAGUGUUAGCUAGAAUGUUGCCGUUGCAAUGUAACAAAUCAAAAGUCUGAAUUUUUCAGUUUUAUGUGUACUACAACAGCAGCUAGCAGAAAACGUACUUGCCUGCUGAGUCUUUCAUCGAUUUUUAUGCAACCUAACCAUCCAAAGCAUGACCUAACGCGUGCCAAUCAUUUUAGGGCAGCCAAUCAUUUUAGGGCAGUUCUCCUCCUGGAUGUUGUGCAACCUUUCUAGGUGUCGUGUGGCUAUUUGGCGGUGUGUUUCCCUUCCACUGCACCUAGGUGGCCUAGCUGCUUUUAGGUUGGUCAAGAAUAGCUUUCCACCAGGCCUGAACCGAGUUUCGGGGCAGAUCAUAAGAGUUCCCUACAAAAGUGACCAGAGAGAACUCUGGCGCUGCAAUCGAGCAGCUACCGUCAGAACGACGGAUAGCAAAUGGAUUUCUCUCGUUCUUUUGUGCUUGUGGCUUCAGACAACGCCACCAUUAAGUUUUAUGCUUCAUCUUUCCAUAUUUUGAAGGCAAUCAUAUUCUUUUUAAGUGCACGAAGACAGUAAGUUUGGGUGCACAUGCGUAGUCACUGCGAGUCGCUGUGUUUACAAACACAACAUUUCAUUUGGAAAAAUGUAAUAUUUCAAGGUUGCAUAACCAUUAGAAGCCAGAAGGAUGAAGUUUAGGCAAAUGGGCAUGUCCUACCUAUCUUUGCCGCGCUUGCGGAACCAGCACACUUGCAGCGCCAGGAGGCACUACCGGCAGAGUUCUCUCUAGAAAUUUCUGUCAGAAACUCGUAUAGCCGAGUUCCGCACUAGAGUGCGACACUUUUUUUUUACACUUUAGUGUUAGUGACAUUACAUGAUGAAGAAAGUUUGUAUCUCUAUACAGUGUUGAUCAUCAUUAGUGCUACAAGAUCAUUUAUGAGAUGCGUUUGAAAGUAGGUCACGUUAGUAAAUUGCCUUGCUAGACUCCUCUUCCUGCACAUAGAGUUGUAUAUGUGGUUGUGAAGCACAUGUGCUAUUUAAACCCGGUUUCAGCUUUUCAUGAGCUGGUGAGCUUUUUUUUUUCUCUCUCAUUUUUUUUACAGGUUUGGUUCUGAAAUGUUAAGGUGUGUGUCCGUGUACACUUUCACAGUGUCCCUAUCGAAAAAAAAAGCAAUAUGCCCCAUAUUCAAUCAUCCCGUAUGAACAUAAUGUGGGGCCCCCUUAUAAAAACCCAUUAGCUUCCAUAUAUCAUAUCGAGCAAGUCUUGUAUGAGCAUAUGGAAGUCCCAUAUAGAAGCCUGUUUGCUCCCACAUAUAACGUACGGCCAAUCUGAUAGAUAUUUGGCAACAUGGAGGCUUUUGUAUGGGACCCCCAUUGGUUCAUAUGGGAUUAUUGGGUGUAGGACUUGUGGAGUUUUUCAUUAGGGGUAGCUACAGCCUACCCAAUGUAGGAAUGGGAAGAAGACAAUGGUUGUUUUGUUGGAAAGUUUGUCCUGAAGUUUAUUGCACUUGAUUGCUCAGACUGAUGUAUCGAGCAAGUUAUCUUGCUUCCAAGUUGGUUGUUACUGUGGAGAUCCGUCGAUAGUAUUGUUUCAUCAUUAUUUCCUUUCUUUCUGUUUUGUAAGGUUGGUACUGUUUGUGAUCGCUACUUGCACUUUAACCAACCGCGACUUGUUUUGGGGGGCUUCAGAAAAAAAUUCUGUUGCUGAGGAAUGUGUCGCUUACACUACUGGAGGUGGGAAGCUCAAAGAGAAGCGGCGAGGAAGCUGUUCUUGGUGAAUCCUUUCCUCGUUAUGUGAUAAACACCAGAAUAUCUACGCAGACAGCUUCUGUUUGCGACUAUGGUUUUGGUUUUCCUACAAAUAUUUGGAAACUCAAAGAGCUAAAUUGUGCCCACCGAUUCUUUUAUGAAAAGGACUUUGCGACGAAAUCAUCUUAGCAAUGUUAGACUAACUUUCUUGUGGCGUUGAAUUCAGAGGCAAAGAAGUGUAACCUGUGAUACCUGGCUUGCCAGGGGGCAAUCUUUAUUUUAAACCUUAGGCCCCGGCAACUACUCCUUGAUCUUUUGUUUAGAGACCUUUUCUUGCUAAUUAUUAUUCACUUUUCUUGGAUCACUGUGUAAUACAUGGGAAGGCAGCGAAACCAGUAUUAAAAAGAAGGAGUACUGACAUAUAUUUUCGAAGUUGUAGAAAACCUAUAACAUGCUUCUUACAUGCCAAAAAGAAAAGACAAAAAUCUACAAGUAUGGAAACUUCAGCAACUGAGGUUUGUGGUAUACACAAGAUAUUUGACCCUAAGGUUGGGGCUCUCCAAAUGCCUGAACUCGCAUUGUUGGCAUUAUCUAGACGUCGUGACUCGGAGUAAAAUUUGAUGAUGUUAAUGUAUCAAUAAAGCUAGGUACAAUGAUCUCACUCAUAAAAAGUAAAGAACAGUUCUGUGUGCCCCUUUUUUUUCCUUCCGGCUUUUGCAUCAUGCUGCUGUGUACUAAAGCUGAAAUCGGGUCAUAGAAACAAGUUCUUUAGGCCACUCUGAUGGUUGUCAAUAUUUUUCUUUGAUUUAAAGGGCUUGGUGUUUCAUCUAACACAAAAAAAAAGAAACGAGAAGUAGAAAAUUUUGUUAGUACUCCUGAAAAAAAAUCAAAUAUAAUAUAUGCUUGCCUGAACUUUCAUACUUUUUUUUUAUUUGUGCUAACAAAUGCUGACAGAUAAAAUCCUCUUUUAUUUUAACCUUUUAUUUUGCAAAUGUUGUGUGUGUAGUCAAGAGAGAGUUAUUCAUAAGAGAGAUGGACAAAACUGUCAAAUUUUUUGUUUUUUAUAUGGUUUGUGAGGAGUCUGCUCUCUGUCUAGUCUUAUAUGCAUGAUCAUUUGUUUACAGAAGUGAAUUGACAAUGUUGCCCUUAUUUACAUAAUCCUCAAUUUGUCACAUGUCUCAUUUAAGGGGUGUCAGUUUUAUAAUGAUCUUGACAUUUCUCUUUGGUAUUUCUAUCCAUGCCUUUUAUGAACGGUGGUGGUUAAUCAAUGGUCUGUACAUGUUGCAAAUAAAAAUCACUUUCUUUACACAAGA